CACCAGAAUCCAUCUCAAACCAAAAACGUUUAAAAACAGAGAGAGCCAAAUUAUUAUUAAAUUAAUUAAAUAAACCAAAUAAAAUAAAAACCCCCCAAAACCAGAACCAAAAAAGAGAGAGAACUACAAUUCUCUCUCUCUCCCUCUCUCCGAUCAGAUCGGGCACCUCUGUCUGAAAUCCUACACUUUCGAUUUCUCCGUUGCUUUCAACGUCUCCAUUUUCAAUUUUCACUUUUUUUUUUGUUUCAAAAAUUUAUCAACUUUGGUUCAGCAUCGUUUUUGUUCCCAAAUUUUCUGCGAUCUGCGAAAAUCUCUUAUGAUUUUUGUGUUUCGUAUCGGAUUCGUUGCGCACGGAUGUUGAUUCGUGCAUUGAUAUAUUGAAUUUGUUGAAUUUUUUCGUUCUAGAUCGUUCGCGGUUCUCAAAUGGCGUCGGCUCAGGUGCUGCCGAACUCCUCCGCUUCGUCGCGGAAGCAAGAGCAUCUGGAAGCUGGCAAGCGCCGGCUGGAGGAGUUUCGUAAAAAGAAAGCCGCUGAGCGGGCCAAGAAGGCUGCACCCUCUGGCUAUGUUCACAAUUCUGAUGGUAACCAAAAUCAGAAACAGCCUUCCGAAGUUGAAAAUGUUCGAGUUAAUGAGUCAGAUGGAGUUACCACAUCUGAUGGAAUUGGAGGAGCUGUUAUUGUCACUGGGACGGGUAACCAGAAGAGUGUGAAUUUGUAUAACCAAAGUAGUAAUCAAGGGUCUUUAGCUGGUGCAACUAGUCUUGUGAGAAAUGAUCAUAAUACAUCUUCUACUAGUCUGGUGGAGCAACAUUCAGAUACCGAUGAAGCUAAAAGAUAUAAUGCUUCUGCUUUUAUUACACCUGCAAAUGUUAGUCAAAAGAAAGAGGCAAAUAAAGAGAAUGAUAUAUAUGGAAUUCACGCCGGUGGUGUUGGUGGAUUUCCAUAUGGAACAGCAAAUCACCAAAGUAAUCUUCUACGCUCACAGGAAAGCCAAGAGUUUGGUAGCAGUACUAGUCAAUCUAGCCUUCAUGGAAUGAAUGAAAGCCAGUCAAACAAGAGUAACAGUUCUUUGAAGGAUUAUUCAGUUACUGAUGUCUCUUCUCCUUAUUUUCCGCCAAAAAUCAUACGUGAGAACUCUGUUGAUUCAUUACAGAAAAAUAAGCAGACAAAUUCUAGCACUUUGGAUAGUGGCUAUUCACAUGGCUCAGUUUCUGGAGGUGAUUCUAUCAGUUCUAUGUUUAGAGAGACCAUUAGAUCCGAUAGUGAUUUGCCCAGUAAUCUUCAUGGUGCAACUAUACCUAAAUAUGAUCCCACUGGUUAUGAAACAAGGAAUUCCUCUAACCACACACCAAUAAAUUCAGUGUCAAUGGAAUCAACUUCUAGAAAGUUACGUCCAUCUUUUCUUGAUUCUCUAAAUGUCACUAGACCUUCCACGGGUUCUCCAUUUCAUCAACCUGGGGAAGAUGCCUCUAAGUCCAUUCAUUUAGAAUCAAGCAACAAUGGCACAUCAGGGUUUACUUUUUUCCAUAAGCCACCUGAAGAGUCUAAAACUGUGGGACUUCUCUCAAAUCUUACCACUGCUCCCGUUUUUAAUAAUAGUCAGAACACACUGAUGACAAGUGCUAAGGAAAAUGGCAUGGAGAAGAAGCAUGAUUAUUACUCUUCUUCACAAAAUGAAGACUUUUCUGCGUUAGAACAGCAUAUUGAAGAUCUAACACAAGAAAAGUUUUCUUUGCAACGAGCUCUUGAGGCUUCUCGAGUAUUAGCUGAGUCACUAGCUACUGAAAAUUCAUCUCUGACUGACAAUUAUAAUCAACAGAGAAGUGUCGUCAAUCAAUUAAAAUCAGAAAUGGAGAUGUUACAGCACGAGAUCAAAGCACAACUGGUUGAGCUGGAGUCUAUCAGGAAUGAAUAUACAAAUGUGCAACUAGAGUGUAAUGCAGCUGAUGAACGAGCCAAGUUAUUGGCAUCUGAAGUCAUUGGUUUAGAGGAGAAGGCACUCAGACUAAGAUCAAAUGAGCUAAAGCUUGAGAAACAGUUGGAAAUUGCACAAGCAGAAAUUUCUUCAUACAGAAAGAAAAUGUCCAGCAUCGAAAAAGACCGUCGUGAUUUGCAGUCAACCAUCGAUGCUCUUCAAGAGGAAAAGAAGAUGAUGCUGUCUAAGGUACGAAAGGCUUCAGGAUUUGGAAAGUCUAUAGAGACUCAAACAAGUAAAAGAGAUGGUUCUACUUCUACCGAGGAUUUAGUAAAUGAAGAUCCCGCUUCAAACACUUCCAACACAGAAAUCAAUGACAAUGCUGGUGCUCGUGAUGCUGAAACAUCUGGAUCAUCUGCAGGAACUACUCACUCAUCUUUUAGGAUUUCUCCUGUUAAUAUUCCUCAUGAUCAGAUGAGAGUGAUUGAGAACAUUAAUGCACUUAUUUCCGAGCUUGCAUUGGAGAAAGAAGAAUUGAUGAAAUCAUUGGCAUUUGAAUCAUCUGAGAGUUCCAGGAUGAAGGAGAUAAACAAGGAGUUGUCCCGGAAGCUUGAGGUCCAGACACAAAGAUUAGAGCUUUUGACUGCUCAAAACAUGGUUAACGAAAAUAUUUCUACAGUACAACCAGAUUCUCGUGCUACAUAUGAGAACAUUCCAUAUGCAGAUGAGGGUGACGAGUAUGUCAACCAAGGUAAAGAACCAGCACAUUUCAACACAGAUCCACAAGUAACGGAAGUUUACAGAGUAUCUUUUUGUUCGUUACCUUCUCAACACUGUGAAUGGCGCAAUGUGUAUAUUUGA
Molecule: messenger RNA, 2775 nt
Organism: Cicer arietinum (chickpea)
Lineage: Eukaryota; Viridiplantae; Streptophyta; Magnoliopsida; Fabales; Fabaceae
Product: protein BLISTER
Biological process (GO): regulation of growth
Source: RefSeq, a predicted model, not a curated record